This is a messenger RNA of Rubroshorea leprosula, 1171 nucleotides long. Lineage: Eukaryota; Viridiplantae; Streptophyta; Magnoliopsida; Malvales; Dipterocarpaceae. The record is from the annotation of a GenBank genome assembly.
CAAGUAAAUGGAAGUUGUGACAUUAGAGACCCUCAACUCGGUCGAUAUGCUUCUGUGGUCAAUAGAUUGAAAUCCAAUUUUGUCUCAUUCCAAAUUGACAAAAUGCCGAGAGUGGACAAUCGACGAGUUGAUGAGCUAUCGAAGUUAGCUUCAUCACAGGAUAUCAGUUCUCAAAGAAUAACAUUUGUCGAAGUACUGGACGCUCCAAGCUAUACCAACCUAACAGUUGAGUAUCCAUCUAAUGCUCAAUUGAUUAGACACAAGGCAGCACAUUUCACGCUAGUUGAGGAUCAACUAUACAAGCGAGUAGCUUUAAUGCCUUUGUUACGUUGCCUCACUCCUUAUGAAGCUGAAUAUGUUGUAAGAGAAGUUCAUGAAGAAGUGUGUGGCACACACAUUAAGGGAAAAACCCUAGCUCGAAAGAUCUUAAGGCACGGAUACUAUUGGCCUACCAUGAUUCAGGAUGCACAAAAUUAUGUCAAAAAAUGCCCAACCUGCCAGUUCAACAUUGAUGACAUUCCCAUGCCAAGCGAGAGGCUAUCGUUUCUUAUAUCACCCUGGCCUUUCGCCCAAUGGGGAGUAGAUCUGCUUGAUCCUUUUACAAAAGGCAAGGAAGGUUGUACACACCUUGUGGUUGCUGUGGACUAUUUCACUAAGUGGAUAGAAACCAAACCGUUGUCCACAACGAUUGAGAAAAAAAUAGAGGAAUUUCUGUUCAAUUCCAUAUUGUGUAGGUUCGACAUUCCUAUGCGAAUAAUUACUGAUAACGGACCUCAGUUUCGAGCAAUGGCGCUCAGGUCGUUCUGUGACGACUAUAACAUUGAGCUGACUCUCAUUUCUGUAUAUAUUCCACAGUCAAACGGACAAGCAAAAUCAGCGAAUAAAAUCAUUUUAAGUGGUCUUAAGACACGUGUCCUGGCGGCACAAUCUAAUUGGGUUGACGACCUCAGGAAAGUACUAUGGUCAUGUCGCACCACACCCAACUCAGCCACUGGUGAAACUCCAUUCUACCUCGCCUAUAGAACUGAGGCCGUAAUCCCAGUAUAGAUUGGUUUGUCAUCCAACGGGUUAGUUCAAUACAAUGAUCCUGAUAAUGAACAACUGCUGAGAGAAAACCUAGGCUUUGUUGAAGAAGUUAGGGAGAUCUCUUGAAUAAAAAACAUGGCUUACU